CGAUCAGUUGUUGGGCGUUGAGAAAUACAUGUUUUCUAAAGCCUAUUGAGAUGUGACUUGGGCUCUCUAAAUAGAGCUUAGUGUUUGAUUUAAAUAUCUCAUAUCAUGUAAGAAGAGUUUACUGCAUACAUUACAUACUCUCUCCUUAUUUUUCUCUGUGAUUCACAUGGAUCUUUUUCCAAGGUUCUUGUAUUGUUUCCCUCUCCUUUGUCUACUCUACACUUUGUGGCAAAUUUUUGACAGAAGAAGACAUCAAAAUUGUUACAUAUUGGAUUAUGAAUGCUACAAGCCAAGUGAUGAUAGGAAACUCAACACAAGAUUUUGUGGUGAAGUAAUUAGGAGAAACAAGCAACUCGGCCUAAACGAGUACAAGUUUCUCUUGAAGUCCAUAGUCAGUUCAGGCAUUGGAGAGGAUACUUAUGGCCCGAGAAUGGUACUCGAAGGGCGAGAAACGUCUCCAAGUCUUGAGGAUGCUAUCAUUGAAAUGAAUGAUUUCUUUCUUGAUACUAUUGACAAGCUUUUCAAGAAGACGGGGAUUUUGCCUUCUGAGAUCGACGUUCUAGUGGUGAAUAUAUCGAUGCUCGCUGCAGUUCCUUCGUUAUCGUCUCAAAUUAUUCAUCAUUAUAAGAUGAAAGAGGAUAUUAAGGUGUAUAAUCUCAGUGGAAUGGGAUGCAGUGCCAGCCCCAUUGCAAUCAAUAUUGUUCAAAAUAUUUUCAAGACUCAAAGAAAUGUGCAAGCACUUGUUGUGACAUCUGAAUCUUUGAGCCUAGGUUGGUACACAGGGAAAGACAGAUCUAUGAUUCUUUCAAACUGUCUGUUUAGAUCAGGAGGGUGUGCAAUUCUUCUAACAAAUAAAGUGGCCUUAAAAGAAAAGGCCAUGUUCAAGUUGAAAUGCCUUGUGAGAACACACCAUGGUGCAAAAGAUGAAUCCUAUAAUUGUUGCAUACAAAAGGAAGAUGAUCAAGGCUAUGUAGGGUUUCACCUAGGCAAAAAUCUCCCAAAGGCAGCCACUCGUGCAUUCGUCGAUAACUUGAAGGAAAUCGCCCCAAAAAUACUCCCGGUUCGCGAGCUCCUUCAGUUCACAUUACUUACCCUCAUUCGAAAAACGAAGCAAAAAUACUUUAAGAUAGGUGCAGGAGCUAGGCCAGCAAUCGAUUUCAAAACCGGGAUCGAUCAUUUUUGCCUCCACACAGGAGGAAAGGCAGUGAUCGAUGCAGUGGCGCAGAAUCUAAACCUCAGCGAGCAUGAUAUAGAGCCAGCAAGAAUGACACUUCAUCGAUUCGGAAAUACAUCUGCAAGCAGCAUAUGGUACGUUUUAGCAUAUAUGCAAGCUAAAAAUAGGCUUAAGAAAGGUAACAAAGUUUUUAUGAUAAGUUUUGGAGCAGGGUUUAAGUGUAACAGUUGUUUGUGGGAAGUUAUGAGGGAUUUGGAUCAAGACGGAAAUGUUUGGACAGAAUUCAUUAAUAGCUAUCCGCCAAAAACCAUAGCCAAUCCUUUCUUAGAGAAAUAUGGAUGGAUCAAUGAGGAGGAUCCAGAUACAUUUCACGUUCCAGAUGAUUAUGUUAUUCCGUGAUUAAUUUUUCUUUUUCUUGAUCAAUAAGAUGAACUUAUUCUACUGAUAGGGAUUAAAAUUAAGUCUCUGUGUAAUUUUUUUCCUUAGAGUGGACUCAUAUUCAAAAGAGCCUGCGUGAUACUUUUGUUGACUUCUCCACUUUGUAUCCUAUUGAAAAUUGCUUUCAGUACAAUGUUAUUUGUUCGGUU
Molecule: messenger RNA, 1761 nt
Organism: Olea europaea var. sylvestris
Lineage: Eukaryota; Viridiplantae; Streptophyta; Magnoliopsida; Lamiales; Oleaceae
Product: 3-ketoacyl-CoA synthase 12-like
Exons: 1
Coding region: 167-1573 (468 amino acids)
Biological process (GO): fatty acid biosynthetic process
Cellular component (GO): membrane
Molecular function (GO): acyltransferase activity, transferring groups other than amino-acyl groups
Source: RefSeq, a predicted model, not a curated record